AUGAAAAUCGGCUAUGCACGGGUAUCAACCCAAGACCAAAACCUAAACCUACAAAACGACGCAUUGAAGGCGGCGGGCUGUGAAAAGCUGUUCACUGAUGAAGGGGUGAGCGGGGCAGUCAAAGCCCGUAGCGGCCUCGAUGCCGCACUUUUGGCCGUAGGUGAGGGCGAUACGCUUGUGGUGUGGAAACUUGACCGCCUAGGGCGCUCUUUGGGCUUCCUGAUUGAGCUAAUCGGCGAACUCGGCCAGAAGGGCGCAGGCUUCAUCGCUCUGCAGGACGGCAUCGACACGACAACAUCAGGCGGUAAGCUGGUCUUUCACAUCAUGGGCGCACUGGCCGAAUUUGAGCGCGAUCUAGUCAGCGAACGAACAACGGCAGGAAUGGCGGCGGCUCGUCGCCGUGGCAAACACUUGGGCAGACCAUCUGCCUUAACUCCUGCGCAAGUGAUACAUGCAAAAAGAACGAUAGAGAAGGGCGACGAAACUUUAUCGGGCAUGGCGUCGAUGCUCGGCGUUCAUCGGAAUACGUUGAAAAGAGCAAUAUCGCGAUAA
Molecule: messenger RNA, 552 nt
Organism: Chondrus crispus (carragheen)
Lineage: Eukaryota; Rhodophyta; Florideophyceae; Gigartinales; Gigartinaceae
Product: Resolvase-like
Exons: 1
Coding region: 1-552 (183 amino acids)
Biological process (GO): DNA recombination
Molecular function (GO): DNA strand exchange activity; DNA binding
Source: RefSeq, a predicted model, not a curated record